GAUCAGAUCUUGAGUUUGCAGCUGAUUCUUCCCUCUCUUCCUGCUUGGGCUUGUUGGGUGUGUGUGUGUGUGUUGCCGUCGCCCUCUUUGCUCCUCAGGCCAUCCUUUAGUUGGUCGAUCCCAGGCCGAUCUCUCUUCCUUGGUUUAUUUCUUUCCCCCGCACACAUUCAGUGGGGCUGGAAAGAUCUUCGCACCCUUAGGAAAGAAGGACCUGGCGCAAACCCAGUUGUUAGGAAUAGGGAGUUAUGUUGGCCUAGUCAACUUGGAAGGAAGUCUUCUUGGCUGAUUGGGGUUUAUUUUUCAGUAGGCAGGGAAGGGCACUGCGCCCAGAGGAAAUGAAGAGGGCCGUUUUUCAGAGAGUUCAGCAUCCUGAACUCUCCAACAGGUCUGAGAACCCAAUUUCUUCGGCUCUCUGGGAGCUGAUGCCUGGCGUCUGAUUUACUUAGGAGGAAACGGUCCUAGAGUGAUGCUCCUUCUCUUAAGAAAGUCGGGCCAUCCCGUCAGCGAUCCUCAUUUUCUAGUGCAAACGUCUUCAAGAUAGGAUAGUGGUAGCCUCCACGGCUGAUCGCCUGAUCUUCGUUAGAACUCGCUCCGCCAGAAGUUGCGAACUUCCAAAUUGAAUUGGUAUUUUCACAAUCAGCCUUUAAAACCUUGGCAGUGAACAUCUGGAAAACAUCUGGAAAAGCAUGCAAGGAACCGAGACCCGAUUUACCCUCUUUAUUUCAAGAUCUAAAACUUGAGGGAUAGAGGUUGCACGCCAUCCUCACCGUCCGAUCAGCACCCGCUGAAUCUAACCCGAUCCAAAGUUGGGCAGAUGCCUCUUGAAGGCGGAAAAGGACGCUUUGAUGGACUUAGUGCUGAACCGCAAAUGACAUUUAGGCCUGAUUCACACGACCCGUUCAACCCGUCUGUGAUUGAUUUGGUUAGCGGGUUGAGUGAACUCAACACUUGAGGCGUGACAAGGGUGGUGGGGGGCUCGAAUGGUUGGCGAACACCAGCCAAUGGUGGUUUAUUCAAUAAUACCCUGUUAUCCAAACCAUGGCUUACAACAAUGUGAGAAAGGCGGUUAUGCUUGGAUCUGGAGUUCAAGUCAAACUCCGUUGAAAAGAUCGUGCUAAACAAGUGAACUCAACGGGGCUCUUUCGAGCAAGGGCUAGGCUAGGGAAACCCAAUUAAUGGACCUUGAUAUCCGAGUCAUGCAACGUAAGGGGUCAUCUCUGCACUUCUUGACUUAGAAGGCCACACCAGUCUUAGGGUGUUAAGUGCCUGGAAGCUGAGUAACUUGGCUUGGGUGAGUGACUAAAGGGAAGUAAAGCGGAUGCGGGCGGAUCCAUAGGCUGAAUUCACCCAGCACAGCCAAGACGCGGCUUAAUCCAUCCUGCUUCCUAAAAUCAACCAACAUUGCCUGGUUUCUCAGAUCGGGCGAUUUCCCAAACUGGCGGGGCUUCACGGAACCACCACGAGUCAAAAGCAAACAAAAGCAAACACUUGAGACUUUCCUGUGUUGUGUGAACUGGGCCACUGAGACGGAGCUGGCAUCUGAAAGCAGGCACGGCAGGAAACGCCCGCUUUGAACCGCUCGAUUCGCCCAGGCCUGCUCUCCAUCCAGGCUGGCUUCUCAGCCUUAAGAUGGGAAGCGACGCCUGCUGAGUUCAGGGACUCCCUGGACUCGGGGAUCGCCCUUCGCAGCCAACCUCCGGCUUCUCCCGAUGAGGCAAAGGGCGCCCGCGCGAUCCUUCCCCACGGAUUAAAAGUAGGCGCCCUUUGCGAGGGGAGAUUCCCUUCUAAAGAGUGACAGGAAGAGAAUCAAAGAGAGGAUCUGCGGGAGAAGUUUGAAUGAAGCCUCAAAAGUUUGCAGCCAUCCGGACUUGGUGAGGAGGGGCUGGCAACGGACACAUUGCCCCCAAAACUCCAUCGCUCCCGAAACCGAGAGGUCUCUCCCUCCGAAUCACUCGAAUUGCCGCCGCUGGGAACCGAACAAGCCAUAAAGAACCCAAACCACAAGCCACCGACGGACAACCGAGUUCUUUGCUCGUUCCUGCGCCCCCAGCACGCUUUAACUUUCACCGCCGCCGAGAAAAUAAAGUCCUACCCCGGAGUAAAAAAAAAACCCUUUGGACUCCGCGGAGAGGGGCUUCGGCAGGACGGCAACAGGGACUGGGAAACUUUCCCCCCCGCCCCCCGAGAGCCUUGCAAAUCUACCCUUGGCCUCCUCAGGAGUCACCGGAGCGCCAGGGAGGUUGGAAAGCAGAGGAAGCCGUUUUUGCGUCAGAUGCAGCGGGAAUUGCACGCCGAGAAAAGGGCCGGUAAAUUCCCCCAUCCUCCCCGAGGCGCAAAGAUGAGCUGAAGCAAAAAAAGUUUGGCUUGGAUGCCAGGGACAGGAUAUUUGGGUCUAUUCUUCAACGGAGUAGAUACAAGUCCUUUCCUCCCUCUCUUGAGGGGUAAAGUUCUCCCUUCGGAGAAGAAAAGGCAGGGUCGACUUUCGCCGAGGGGUGCUGGGGUCUCUCUCGUGUAUGAGGAGCCUCAAACCUUCGGGCAGGUCUUCCCACCUGGGGCCAUAUAACCAUACAGCAGCAGCAGCUCUCAAGUCUCCGGAGGAAAAUAAAAGAUCCCCAAACUCUCGUGGAAUCUCUGGCGGCGUGGCUUUGUCUCGAGCCCACUUCGAAAAACAGCCUCCCUCCAACUUGAGGAAAUCCAACUUUUUCCACUUCGUCUUGGCUCUCUACGACCGCCAGGGCCAGCCCGUGGAAAUCGAGCGGACGGCGUUCGUGGACUUCGUGGAAAACGACAAAGAGCAAGGCAAUGAAAAAACAAAUAAUGGGACACACUACAAAUUGCAGCUUCUGUACAGCAAUGGUGUCAGAACUGAACAAGAUCUAUUUGUCAGACUCAUUGAUUCAGUCACAAAACAGCCAAUUGCCUAUGAAGGACAAAACAAGAAUCCAGAAAUGUGCAGAGUUCUGCUCACCCAUGAAGUUAUGUGCAGUCGUUGCUGUGAAAAGAAGAGCUGUGGAAACCGUAAUGAGACUCCCUCAGAUCCCGUGAUCAUUGAUAGAUUCUUCUUAAAAUUCUUCCUCAAGUGCAACCAGAACUGUCUGAAGACCGCCGGAAACCCUCGAGAUAUGCGACGAUUCCAGGUUGUGUUAUCAACAACAGUGAAUGUUGAUGGGCAUGUCCUGGCAGUAUCAGACAAUAUGUUUGUUCACAACAACUCAAAACAUGGGCGAAGAGCAAGGAGACUUGAUCCUUCAGAAGCCACUCCAUGCAUCAAAGCUAUUAGUCCAAGUGAAGGAUGGACCACAGGCGGAGCUAUGGUGAUCAUUAUAGGGGACAACUUUUUUGAUGGGCUUCAAGUCGUAUUUGGGACCAUGCUUGUGUGGAGUGAGCUGAUCACCCCACAUGCCAUCCGUGUCCAAACACCUCCUCGUCACAUCCCUGGUGUGGUUGAAGUAACAUUAUCGUACAAAUCCAAACAAUUUUGCAAAGGAGCUCCUGGUAGAUUUAUUUAUACAGCUUUAAAUGAGCCGACCAUAGACUAUGGUUUCCAAAGACUCCAGAAGGUCAUCCCGAGACAUCCAGGUGAUCCAGAACGACUAGCAAAGGAGAUGCUUUUGAAACGAGCAGCUGACCUAGUUGAAGCACUCUAUGGGACACCACAUAACAAUCAGACCAUUCAUCUCCCUCAAGGAGAGCUAUUUCGGAUGUCAAAAGUUGAUGGAGUUGAGGACAUUAUUCUGAAGCGAGCUGCUGAUAUUGCGGAAGCUCUUUACAGCGUCCCAAGAAAUCCAGGCCAGAUCCCUGCUUUGUCCAGCUCUCCUGCUCACAGUGCCAUGAUGGGCAUCAACUCCUAUGGCAGCCAGUUGGGAGUCAGCAUCUCUGAGUCCACACAAGGGAAUAAUCAAGGCUACAUCCGUAACACAAGCAGCAUAUCCCCACGAGGUUAUUCCUCCAGCACGACCCCUCAGCAGUCUAAUUACAGCACCCCCAGUAACAGCAUGAACGGCUACAGCAAUGUCCCCAUGUCCAACCUGACUGUUCCCAGUUCACCUGGAUUUAUUAACGGUUCUCCCACAGGAUCGCCCUAUGGCUUGAUGUCUUCAAGCCCCACAGUUGGUUCUUCAAGCAGUUCCUCCAUCCUUCCAUUCUCCUCCUCUGUCUUUCCUGCUGUCAAACAAAAGAGUGCCUUUGCUCCUGUCAUCCGACCCCAGGGGUCCCCUUCCCCAGCGUGCUCCACUGGCAAUGGAAAUGGGUUUAGAGAUCUGUUCCAAUACAGUGAUUUUCAGUUGAAUCAAGUUACUCCAAAGAAGCUCAGCGCGGGUCCUGAAGAUGUAACUUUCUCCAGGCUAAGUGACAUGUCAGAUUAAAUCAAAUAUUUAUCAUUGUCAUAGAACAGCAUCAAGAGGGCAAAUUGUAUUUUUAAUACAAUUAAAUGUAUUAAAUGUAUUAAUGUAUUUUUUAAUACAAUAAAAAAAUAUAAUAGAUACAUCAAGGUCUUGGUAAUAAUAACUUUAAAAGCUAAAAUAUUUAAAAAUGAAUGUAUAUAUAAGAACAAGAGUCUAAAAAGACUACAAAAGCAGGGGCAGGAACUUUAGAUAGCGGUUAGUAUGUGGCAGACUAUAUGAAAUUAUAGAGCAUUUUAGUAUGAUAAACUAAAGGUUCGUUUAAUCUACUUUAUGGUACAUCAUGUAGCUUUCUCUAGCCUAAAUAACAUGUUUAUACUGAGGACUGGGAGAAAACAUAGGAGUCCAUUUCCUGGGGCUAUCUCACAUGGUACUACUGACACUGGUGAAUGCCAUCUUUCCAGAACUUCAAAGGAACAUUUCCCACCUUCCCUGUAGAUAGAAUUCAAUCUGGAGCUUUUGGCAAACAAAACAGAUUGUAAAUAUCCAUUUGGAUGUAAUGAGGUCUACUCUUUGGUCAGGAAGGUCAUAAGUUCCUAUCAAGUUUACCUGGCCUCUGCAGUGAGCCAGAUGUUUAUGUGUUCUGUGCCCGUCCCACACACGCACCCCCACAGACAGCCUGGAGUUAAUAAGCCACACAACAAAAUCUUUGAAUAUAAAGCUGGCAGCAACCCAGUGGCUAGCCAAGACUUUACUCACACAAAACAAAGAUUAGACUGCAAGCAUUCCGAUAAAGCAGGCAAAGUUUCAGCAAUACAAGGAUUAGUCCAAAUGCAGUCCGACAAGGCAGGCAGAACUCCAGUAACGCAGAGAUCAUGGAUUAUUUCUAGUUUUUGCUCAUCACAAACUGAACCGGCCACCACACCCACAUUUAUACUUGUGGGGUGUGGUCCAGUGACUCACUAAUCUCUGGCACGCCUUCCCCUCUGCUGCUCACUCUUCCCCCUGUGCCACUGCCAAGGAUCCAGCCAGCACUUAUCUCCUUCAUCGCUGUCCACCUGUGGCUGCGGGGACGUGCUUGGCUCUGGGCCUAUCUCUUGGCCUUCGGUGUCCUCCGGAGGCAUUGCCAGAGAGGAGUGUCCUGGAGAGGGAGGCCUUGCCAACUCCUCUCCCUCACUCUCAGAGUCUGCAUCUGUCGAUAGCCCAGGCUCAGGCAACGGAACCACAACAAUGUGUUUAUCCUCCUCCUUUCCCCCCACCUAGCAUUAUAUCAGACUUUGAAAGCUCAAAGCAGCCUAAGUCCUAGUGAGAUAAUCAGAGUGUGGUGUCCAAGCUUCCAUCUGCCAUCUUGAACCCAAGGUAGAAAUAUGCAUUAGGUUCUCUACUUCUCAAUGAUCCAACUAUCCAUUUAGAGCAGGGGUGGGCAGCUAUGGCAACUGAAUGACCUAUGGACUUCAACUCCCAGAAUUCCUGAGCCGGCAUGGUUAUCAUAGUUGCCUACCCCUGAUUUAGAGCAAAAAUCCCAGUCUUUUUCAGAAUCAUAGGGCUGGGGAAAGGCAGGCCAUUUUAUUAUUUAGCACUAAACAUGGGGCUCUUCACACAUGCUAGAAUUGAGUUGAGCAUACCUCAGGACAAACUUAGUUAAUAAAAUAAUGGAUUUUUGCAUUCUAAAAGCAAUUUAGGUUAGCAAUUCCAUUGUUUAGCCAUGCUAAAAUGUAAAAAUUGAUAGUCGUAGCAUGUCAUUUAGUAUACUUUCUGGAGAGAGAAGAGAAGCCAACAGCAUGAGGAGUCAUCCGCAUUCAAGAUCUCCUUGCCAGCUUCCUAGAGACAUCACCUAACUAGCGAUUGUGUCAAGAGGAUGUUGGAUUAGGUGAACCACUCUGGAUUUUCACCUGUUCUGCAUAGCAUUUGCAUGACUUUAUUACCAAUCCUUGACGAAGAACAUACUGCUUGAUGGUUCUCAUUAAUGUUACCCAAGGGAGGAAACCUAUUUGAAACUUGGCUCCCUGAGUGGUGUUGGGAAAGACAUGUGGACACCCUUAGAUGACCUGUCUAGUGCCAGGCGUUCCUGCUUUUCACUCCCUGUAUGCCAUCUGCUCUAAUUUUUUUUUGGCUCCGCAGCCAGGCAAGGUAGGUUAGGAACGGUAGGGCCUCGUCUUUGUCAGCAACUCCAAAUGGAUUGCAGGUGUCCUGAUCGGAGACGCCUGGCACUGAUUUUGCGUUGGACGUUUAGCCUGCUUAAAAAUAGUGUGGAGAAGAUGUAAUGUGACAUGACGCAAAGCGGAGUGAUGAGUACCCCGGUGUCUAAUCACCUCAGCACAGAUGGAAAGCAGCAAAUUGGAAACUGCUGGAGCCGUGCAAAUGGUUAAGCCACCUUUGCCUGUGGCUACUUUGUUCCUCUAAACAGGAAAACCAUCCCUACCGUUUCUGAGGCCUCAUCUUUGAAUGCUGUUGUUGCUUCUCUUGCUAUAAGAAAGCCUUUCAUUGGUCAAGAGAGCAGGUAGCCCUGAUGGGCCCUACCAAGCUUUGCUGUGAUUUGGUUCAGUUGGAAUUUCAGAAACAAACCAGCUUUCCAAUUUGGAUUGGCCAUCUGAAUCUGUCUUUUUGAACUAGACGCUCCAAACCAGAUUGACAGUUUGGAUCAAACUGCGUUCUCCAAAUUUUAAUAGGACUUUCUAAAUCGAAGCAGCUUUAUAGUUUUGCGUGAAAGAGAGCGUGGGAUAAUGAACUGGAGCACAGGCGAUGUUUUGUUCAAGGCUUUGUGGGCAGGAACAAGGCAGGAAGACAAUUCUGAGGUUGUAAAAUAGAUUGGAUCACUUCAGAUUUGCAGGAUAGAAGGGAGAUCCAUUGCUGGGUUUCUGAAGCACGCUUGACCAAGUCUUAAUGAUCCAGUCUCUGCAUUUGCAGAGCACAUUAAGUGCAGUCGUUAUUAAUGUUCAUUAAAGAUUUGUCUUGGGUAGAUUCUGCUGUUUGGUUAGUUUAUAAUUCAGUGUAUGUGAAAAUCUAGAAGAUGUAUUAAUUUAGAUGUAUUAAGAUGUAACCAAUUUAUGUAUCAGGUAUGAAUGUAACUUCCAUUUUUAAGCGUGGGAGUGUGUUACCUUAAUAAUAGUAAUGGUAACUAUUUCUAUUAAAAUUGAGAUGCUAA
This is a messenger RNA of Pantherophis guttatus, 7485 nucleotides long. Lineage: Eukaryota; Metazoa; Chordata; Lepidosauria; Squamata; Colubridae. The record is from RefSeq and is a predicted model, not a curated record.